GUAGAUAUUCCUGGACUAGCACUGCCCACAUUGACCAGGAAAAGGUCAUUCGGUAUAGACACUUGUGCUGGCCCCUGAGUACUGUGGUCAAAAUCCCAAGAUUCCCCUGUGGACUGGAAUGUGAGCAGGCAGGGGUCACACAGCACAGCAACCACGGCCAUUCACAGUGAACCAAGUAGUCCUUGCACCGGGUGUGUGGUCCAUGAGGGGCACAGAUCCUGGGGUUUGGGGUCAGGCAGGGAGAGGAGUGCAAGUGCAUCCCAGGUCAGUGCAGGUGCUGCGUGCUGUGUUGGGGUCUGCAUGCAGGAGGGGAAACUUGAAACAGAGCAGGGGCGGGAGCACUGACUGAGGUGACUGGGAGGAGGUGAGUGGGGGGGUGAGCAGAGGGAGGUGUGGAGAGCAGUUCUGAGGAGGAGAGGACGACUGUGUGACCUCAGACAGCCACAGUGGGGUGGGGGCAGGGCCAGACGUGGGGGCAGUCCAGAAAGCAGACCCAGCUGAGUGAGUGGAUCUGGGACACAGAGAGUUUGGAGGGGGCAGCGGUGACUAUAGAGACUGCCAGGGGUUUGCACUGCUGUCUGUUCUUCAGUGGUGGGAAUAUUGGUAAUUGUGUGUCAAGGACGCUUUCCUGUAGUAACUGUAUAAAAUAGCCGGGAAACCUCAGUGGCACAUGGCAAAAGAUAUUUAUUCAGUAUGGGCAUUGAGUGAUUUAAACUGAUCUGGGUUGGAUUUGGCUAGUAUCAGGUGGGUUUCCUCACACACUGCUGGUCUGGUUGGGGAAGUGAAAUCAAAAGCAAGGUUCUUUCCCAGCAAUCUUUGCAAAGGGACUGAAGAAAGACAACACUUGAUUGGUCAACAAAAAACAAAGCAGAACACAUUACACAUCACAAGAAAUCCAUUAAGGGAUUGCAAAGACAGCAAGAAAUCUUUGUGUGUGUGUGUGUAGCCAAGCAGAUAUAAUAUGCAUUGCACAAAUUUUAAAAAGUCUUAUUUAGCUUUAUGCAGCUGGGUGUUUGCUUCACACCAUGGCACCAAGGGCAGAGUGGGCAUGGGAGGGAAGAGAAUGGAGAGCCCUGAGUUCCACCUGUGCACCAUCCUGGGGCCAACACCAUCACGGCCUGUGACCUUAGUCUCCUUCUACUCAGCGGCUUCAUUUGAGGCCUCGAUGGCCCUGGGCUUCAGUCUGGCAGUGUGUGGGGCCAGCUGUCACUCUCUGAGUCCUGGCCUGGGCAGCCUUCUCCAAGGAUGGGGCCUUGAUGGGUGGGGGCGGGGCCUCACGUGGAGCAGGGCAUGCAGAGCACCUCAGGGUGGAUCCUGCUGACAGCCACCGGGCAGGUGCUCAGCUGCUCCUCCCUCCCCGUCUGGUCCUGCUGGGAUCUGCCCCAGUGUGGGCCCCUCACCCCCAUGGGUGAACGUGUGGGUCCCUGGUCCACGGAGAGUGUGGUGCCCCAGCACAGAGCACAGUGAGCAAUGGCAGUGCUGGUAGGAGUGGUGGCCAAUGCAGUGAUGAUAGCCCUGGUGUGGCCCAGGCUGCUGAGCCCUUGGUGGCUCCUAUCAGGCUACCUGGCCCCUGUUCGUGGUGUGAUGAGGGCCCAACAUGAGGGUCAACAGCAUUCUGAAGUGCAGGGUUGUUGAAUAAAUGACCUAGAAUAUGAACAAAAGUUUCAUUUAUUUUUUUCUAAUUUGAAAGCAAGCAACAGAGAGACAGAGAAGCAAAGAGACCUCCCAUCCAGAUUCACUCCCAAACGCUUACAAUAGCUGAGUUGUGGCCAGACUGAUGCCAGGAUCCCAGAGCUCCUAGUCUCCCUGUGUCUAGCUCCUGUGUCUCUGCCACAAACACUUGAUCCCUCAUCUGCUGGUUCCCCGCAAGCAUAUCCAGGAAGCUGGAUUGGAAGCAGAGGGAACUGGAACUCAGGCCCUCAGAUAUGGGAUGUGGCAUCUCAAGCAUUAUGUUAACUGCUGCACCAAAUGCCUUCAUCCAUGUUUUCAAAAUAAACAACAACUACUCCUCAAAUAAGAAGCCUUGAAGCAGAUAUAAUACCUGCUUAUCACACAGAGCUCACCCCCAAAGUACCUAGUAAUUGUAGUGGCCAUCUAUCUUAGUUAAUAGACUUUAUUUGGAGGAAAAACAAACUUUUUAAAAAAUAUUUAUUACUUUUUAUUUGAAAGGCAGAUAUAGAGAGACAGAGAAUGUUGGAGGGGAUGAAGAGGGGGCGAGAAAGAAAGAGAGAGAUAGAAGCAGAGAGAGAGAAAGAUUGUUCUUACAUCUGCUGGUUUACUCCCCAAAUGGCUGCAAUGGGCCUUAGCCUUGCUGAAGCCAGGUUCAGGAGCUUCUUCUGGGUCUCCUACAUGAUUUCAGGGGCUUAAGAAUUUGAGUCAUCUUCAGUUACUUUCCCAGGCACAUCAGCAGGAAGCUAGAUCAGAAGUAGAGCAGCCAGGACUCCGACAGGUGCUCAUAUGAGAUUCUGGGACUGAAGGCAGAGGCUUAACUUUCUAUAUCUCAGGACCAGCCCUAAGUUUCCUAUUUUUAUAAUAGAAGUAAUUUUACCUGCUGAAGUGAGGCUCUGAAGCUUCCACAGAAAUGAGAAAAUGAUGCUGUCUUCUUUGAUGUUUGCAUUUCAAUGCAUUUUCUCCAAGUCCUUGAGGAAGACAUUCCUGGGUCAUUAAGCUGGCCAGAGGCCUAUCUGCUUUUUUAAUGAUAAUAUUUCACAUGAGGAGAAGUAUUCACAGUUCUCAGUGCUCUAAAGUCAAUGCUCUGAGAAAACCAAGGAGAGGGGAAUUUGUCUUAUUUUCAACAGGGAGAAUGAGGUCUUACUUCAAUACUUAAUGUUCUUGUAGUCAGCUGGGGAGGUCACCACGUGGACUGUGCCUGGGUGUGUUCCCAUUCUUGACUGUUGGCUGCCCUAGGACAGCGUCUCCUGGAGAGGCUGGGUGAGCAGCAGUGCCCAGGAGUCUCAUCCUGCAGUGGCUGCCUCAGGCCUGUCCUUCCUAAGGCAAUGGCAGAAGCAAAGCCAGUGACACAAGUGCUUUUCAAACCUCUCCUUAAGUCACAUUGGCUGGUCUCUCAUUGGCCAGCGUGAGUCACAUGACCAAACUCAGAGCCAGAAUGUGAAGGAGAUACAGCAUGGUGGAGGGCCAGCUCCCCUCAAGAAGGAUAAAAUAUAAGGGUAUUUAAUACUCAGUUAUCACACAUAACUCACAGCUGUGAACUCAGUUCUGCAAUUGUGAGUUUUAAUUGUAGGUAAAGGGAGCCAGCACUGUGGAGUAGCAGAUAAAGCCACUGCCUGCAAUGCCAGCAUCCCAUAUGGGCACCAGUUCAUGUCCAGGCUGCUCCAUUUCUGAUCCAGUUCUUGUGGGGAGCAACUGGGAGCAACUCGGACUGGACUAAGUUACUGGAAUUAAGACUUAUUCUAUGCAUCUGCUCUCCCACAAUAUGGCGCUGAGAAGGGAGAAACAGCUUCUACACAGCUGCCUCCAGUUCAACCAAUAAGCAGCAGAACCUGCUCCUGAUUGGAGGAGAGCAGCGUACUCGGCGUGUGGGUAGCAGAGUUGGGAUUGGUGGAAGAGGACUAUAAAGGAGGAGAGAGACAACAUGCACCAGGAACAUCUAAGGGGAACAUCUAUCUGAAGGAACACCUGUGCAGCCCCCGAGAGAGCCGGCCGGCGGUGUGCCGCUCCCCCGCGGAAGUGGGGAAUGUGGCAGGGGGAACCGCCCUUCCACGGAGGUGGAAGGGUCGGUAGCCAACCCGGGAAGAACCAGCAGCAAACCCAGGGAGGGCCAAGCAGACGAAAGAACAGCGCAGGGUCCUGUGUCAUUCCUCCACGAAAACGGGGAGCGACAGUUCUCUGCUAUGUCCUGGGAAAGCAGCUAGGAUGGCCCAAGUCUGUGGGUCCUGCACCUGCAUGGGAGACCCAGAAGAAGCUCCUGGCUCCUGGCUUCAGAUCGAUUCAGCUCUGCCCUUGUAGCCAUCUGGGAGAAAACCAGUGGAUGGAAGACUUCUCUCUCUACCUCUCCCACCAUGUAACUCUAUCUUUCAAAUAAAUAAGUAUAAUCUUUUAAAAAAUUAUAUGUAAGGAAGCCUGCUAGAGGUAACUCAAAGAUGUGCAUGUAAACAAAGGGAGUGGGAAGACAGAGCUGUUGACUGGUGUAGUUUUGGCAAUAAUUUACAAAUAGGGGCAGUGGGAAUCAUAGCAGGUGCCCAGCAGGUGUGAUAGAGACAGAGAUCUUCCAUCUGCUGGUUCACUCUCCAAAUGCUCACAAGAGUACCAGUGACACAAAUGCUUUCCAAGACUCUGAUUAAGUCAGAUUAAGCUCUCUCUCAGUGUCCAAAUUGGGUCACAUGGCCAACCUCAGAGUGCAAAUGUAAGGGAACCCCAGAGAGUAUGGUAGAGGUAUAGCUCUAUACGAAGAUAGGCAAAGUGAAAGGGGCAUUUUAAUAAUCAGUUUAUCACAUACGACUCAACACUGUAUACUAAGUUCUGUAAUUGUGAGUUUCAGUGUCUGUAAGGAAACCUGGAGAGAUAACUCAGGGUGUGGAUAUGAGGGCAGGAGUGGGGACAGGGUUGUUGACUGGUACAGUAUUGGAAGUGAUUUACAGAGAGAGGCAGUGGGAAUCAUAGCAGGUGCCCCAGGAGUGAGUGGUGUGAGAUUAGAGGUUCCGGAUGGAGUCCUAGGGUCAAGUUCCUGCUCCUGGUUUCUCUGGGCCUCAGUCUUCCCAUCUGCACAGUUGAGGACAAAGCCCCCUACUCUGUGCCCCACAUAGUACCCAGGGCUCUUUCCCUUCCUUCAGGCCAUGCCCUCCCAUGGAAUCUCCAGAAUGUGACACAGUGACUCCCCUGUAGCUGUGCCACACCCACACCCUGCUGAGGCCCUGGGCCAAGUGGUCCCCAAAGUCUCCACAGCUCCCCUCUUGCAGGCCUGGGCUCUGUCCCUCAAGUGCACAUUGAAGGGCUGGAGCAGGACGGGGUCCGUGUGGUGUGCAAGGCCUCAGGCUGGUUCCCGAAGCCCCAGGUGCAGUGGACAGACGUCAAGGGGAAGAAGUUCCUGGAGUUCUCUGAGGCCCAUGCCCAGGACGCAGCAGGGCUGUUCAGUGUGGAGGCGGCUCUGGUGGUGAGAGACAGCUCUGCAGGGAGUGUGAGCUGCUCUGUCCUCAAUCCCAUCCUGGGCCAGGAGAAGGCGAUGGCCGUGUCCAUCCCAGAGCCCUUCUUCCCGCAGGCCUCUCCCUGGAAGGCAGCUUUUGCUGGGAGCCUGACGGUGCUGGGGCUCCUGCUCUUUGGGGCUGGCUGCUUCACCAGGAGAGAGCACUCUGCAAAGCUGCAGGAGAGGCAGAAAGAGCAGAAGCUGCGCCGGGAUAAGGAGGAGGACCAGCGGGCAAAGGAGGAGACACUGAAGGCCAGAGACGAGCUCCAAGCAGAACUUGGUAGGAGGAAGACAGCUUACUUGGUUGCCUGGAGGAAGGCGCAGCUGUAUGCUGACUGGCGGAAGGAACGGUUCCAGGCCUGGCCUGUCACUCUGGAUCCAGUGUCCGCCCAUAGUCGUCUUGCCCUCUCUCCUGACAAGAUGAGUGUGACCUGCAAGGACACCACUGAGAAGGACUUUCUCUGCUCUGUGUGGGGCCUUGAGGGUAUCACGUCAGGAAGAUGUUACUGGGAGGUGGAGAUCAGGAGUGGAGUGUACAACUGGUGGUCUCUGGGGGUCUGUAGGGAGAAUAUGACAAGGACAGACAGGUAUCUAGAGUCCCCAGAUAUGGGGUUCUGGGUUGUGAAGAGGAUUAACAAUAAGUAUUGUGCUAGGACCAAGUCUCUGCAGGCUCUAUCCCUCAGACAGGAACCCCGCAGGGUGGGGAUUUUCCUGGACUACAGUGAGGGGGACGUCUCCUUCUACAACAUGACUGAUGGCUCCCAUAUUUUCUCCUUCCCCCCAACUUCUUUCUCUGGAACCCUCCUUCCAUACUUCUCACUCGAUGGAGACGUGACCCUGAGCAUCUGCCCCACAGAGGGGGGGUCUGAGGGGCUCCCUGUGCCCCUUAGCAAGUCUCCUUCUUUGGAGGAGGCUGGGAGGCCCCCAGGGGAGGGGCUCAGCUCAGGCUCUGGAGUGGAUGGAGCUCCCCCAGGGCCUGAGUCUCCAUUGCUGCCCUGAGCCCCACAGGGGCCCUCACUGCCCCCGACUCCUCAGUGAGACUCUUGCUGGGGCUGCAGGCUCCUGGGACAGAGCCUCUGGGGCAAGUCCUGGAUGGCCAGAAAUGUCUCCCCCUGUGGUUAUCAGAAUUGUUCAUUCAUGCACCGUGAUCAAAGACAGAAGAUGAAAGUUGAUGUUGUUUGAACUGGUUUAGGAUAAACUGAAAAUUACUAUGAAAUUAUUGUUAUUGGUAUUAAAAGUCUUUCCUGGGUUUCAAAUUCUUUUUUUUAAACCUUUAUUUAAUAAAUAUAAAUUUCCAAAGUA
This is a messenger RNA of Oryctolagus cuniculus (rabbit), 6442 nucleotides long. NCBI's taxonomy places the organism in Eukaryota, Metazoa, Chordata, Mammalia, Lagomorpha, Leporidae. The record is from RefSeq and is a predicted model, not a curated record.